AUGGGCCAGAAGCAAAACGCAAAACCACUUGUUUUUAAGAAAAAACAAAAGGAAGUUAAAGUUAUACCUUUAAAGGUAAAAACAAGUGAUACAGGACAGAUAAGACAUUUUACACCUGCAGCUCAGGAAUGAAGAAAUAGUAUUUAUGCUUAUAAUAAAAACUAUGUUAAAUUGUUACCUGUAGCUGAUAAUAAUUUUAUGAGCUUAAUAAAAAGUUAUUUUAAUUUUUAUUUUAAAAAUAAAAAAAAAGCUAAAAAAAGUAGUAAAAAAGGUCAACAAAAUAUAUCUAGACGUAAACGUAGUAGAUCUAGAGGACUAUCUGCCAAGAAAAUCUUUGUAGCUAAAGGAGAUUUAAAACAUACUAGUUCUAAAGCAGUUGUUACUUUAUAUUUUUAUAAUACAGAAAAAAAAUUUUUAAUUAGAAAGAUUAAAAAACAAAUUUUUGAUUUAUAUAGGCCCAAUAAACGCCUAAAACGGUUUAUUAAUGUGGAUAGAAACAAUAAAGAGAUCGUAACUUAUAACAGACCCUUUAGUCUUAAAGAAUAUAUGAGAAUACCUAGUCAUUACACAGAUUAUGUGACACUAUUUAAGAAGUCUUUUGUGGAAAAAUUCUGUAAAUAUUUUGAUCUGACAAAUAAACAUAUUAAUUUAAUAUCUAAUUUAGUUGAAAGCAAAGUAUUAAGUGAGGAUGAAAAACUAUUAAUUUUUAAGCGUAAACUUAAUAGUCUUGUUCGUAUCAAAUACCCGGAUUAUACGGAUUAUAUGCGUAAGGUUAAAUUACAUUAUCUUAAUAAAUUAACUAUAUGUAUAAAAUUACUUACACUUAACCAGAUUAAGUUUAAGCAUGCCUUCUUAUUAAAACUAAGAUAUCUGGUUAGCCUAAUUUAUAACAAAAAUGUAGUAUUUAAUCUAGUUAAUUUGAAAAAAAUGCAUUUAAAUAGUGAUAUUUUUACGCAAGCUGUUUCUUUAAAAUUAAAGAACAGAGAGAAUAGAUUAUAUAGAGUGUUAAAAAAAUCAUUAAAUAAAGUUAAAUUACCGAAUAUAAGUAUAAUAAAAGAAAAAUCUCUUGCUCACGGCUCCGGCAACAAAAAUAAUAAUGAACAGCUCUUAAAUAAAAUGAGAAACCUUAAAAUUAAUUCAUUGUUUACUUUUGACUCCGCCUUUGCCCAGAGAGAUCUUUUAAAUAAGUUACUCUUAAGUAUUUUUCCUUAUGCCUUGGACCAGCAAGUUUUGGCUACAUCAGAAGCAGGUAAUUUAAAAAAAGAAAUUAAAAGUAGAAGAUCACUUGCUUCUGUUUUCGAAGAAAGAAAUGAGCGUCCUGUUUCAUUAAGGAAUUAUAUACUUAGAUCUUUAAAGCACAUGAAGAUGCGUGGUAUUAGAAUAGAAGCUAAAGGUAGAUUGACCAGACGGUUUACUGCUUCUAGAUCUGUUUUCAAGAUGAAAUGAAAAGGUGGUUUAAAAAACGUAGAUUCUUCCUUUAGAGGAUUAUCAGCAGCAAUACUGAGAGGCCAUGUAAAAUCUAAUGUACAAUAUUCAAUGCUUCAUUCCAAGAAUCGAAAUGGAGCGUUUGGAGUUAAAGGUUGAGUAAGCAGUAAAGAUUAUAACUAA
Molecule: messenger RNA, 1608 nt
Organism: Sclerotinia sclerotiorum 1980 UF-70
Lineage: Eukaryota; Fungi; Ascomycota; Leotiomycetes; Helotiales; Sclerotiniaceae
Source: the annotation of a RefSeq genome assembly